UGGUAUUAGGUAUUGCCAUGGUGCGGUUUUAUAUACAGAAAGGAACACAUAGAGGCUUAUUCAGAAGCGUUCAAAAGACGCUUAAAUUUUUCCAGACACUUGCUUUGCUUGAGGUAGUCCACUGUGCAGUUGGAAUAGUUCGCACGUCUGUGCUUGUGACUGGGGUCCAAGUAAGUUCAAGAAUCUUCAUGGUGUGGUUCAUUGCACACAGUAUAAAACAGAUCCAGAAUGAGGAGAGCGUUAUUCUUUUUCUGGUCGUAUGGACUGUGACAGAGAUUACUCGAUAUUCCUUCUACACAUUCAACCUGCUCAACCAUUUGCCAUACUUCAUUAAAUGGGCCAGAUACAACUUUUUUAUCAUUUUGUAUCCUGCUGGAGUUGCAGGUGAACUGCUAACCAUAUAUGCUGCUUUACCCUAUGUGAAGAAAACGGGAAUGUUUUCACUGAGACUUCCCAACAAAUACAAUGUCUCUUUUGACUACUAUUACUUCCUUAUUAUUGUCAUGUUCUCCUAUGUGCCAUUAUUUCCACAGCUCUACUUCCACAUGCUGCGGCAGAGAAGACGGGUGCUUCAUGGAGAAGUGAUUGUGGAAAAGGACGAUUGAAUCAAGCCGUGUAACUAUGGUGCUUUUAAUGGGGAAAAAAAAAAAAAGAGGGUAAAAAACCAAAACUUCCUGUGAUUUUUCUGAGUCCAAGUUUUAAAACAUGGAGCAAGAAUAAACAACUGUGCAU
Molecule: messenger RNA, 732 nt
Organism: Nestor notabilis (Kea)
Lineage: Eukaryota; Metazoa; Chordata; Aves; Psittaciformes; Psittacidae
Gene: HACD1
Product: protein tyrosine phosphatase-like (proline instead of catalytic arginine), member A
Exons: 6
Coding region: 18-605 (195 amino acids)
Biological process (GO): fatty acid elongation; very long-chain fatty acid biosynthetic process; dephosphorylation
Cellular component (GO): endoplasmic reticulum membrane
Molecular function (GO): phosphatase activity; 3-hydroxyacyl-CoA dehydratase activity
Source: RefSeq, a predicted model, not a curated record